Molecule: messenger RNA, 1935 nt
Organism: Fundulus heteroclitus (mummichog)
Lineage: Eukaryota; Metazoa; Chordata; Actinopteri; Cyprinodontiformes; Fundulidae
Gene: poglut1
Product: protein O-glucosyltransferase 1
Exons: 11
Coding region: 79-1236 (385 amino acids)
Biological process (GO): protein O-linked glycosylation; positive regulation of Notch signaling pathway
Cellular component (GO): endomembrane system
Molecular function (GO): UDP-glucosyltransferase activity; UDP-xylosyltransferase activity
Source: RefSeq, a predicted model, not a curated record
AGCGACCGCACUCAGGCAGAACUAACAGAACGCAGAGAGCCGCUUUGUUCUCAGGCAGAGCCGAAAGAUAGCGGGAAAAUGGAGCACCGGUUUCUCUGGGGCUUUCUGUUGCUGUUUCAAGUUUGUGGCUCCGGUUCGGCUGGCAAAGAGUGGAAGAAGAUGAAAGAAAAGGUGUCGGAAGCCGUUAAAGGAUACACGCCGUGCAACCCUGCGAACUGCAGCUGCCAUCUCAGCGUCCUCCGCCAGGACCUGAAGCCGUUCGAAAGGGGGAUCUCUCAGGAUGUCAUGGCGGCUACUGUUCAGAAAGGGGCGGGCACCCACUACCAGAUCAUUGCACACCAAUUGUACCGAGAGCACAGCUGCAUGUUCCCAGCGAGGUGCAGCGGGGUGGAGCAUUUCAUUCUGGAGGUGAUCGACAGGCUACCCGACUUGGAGAUGGUGGUAAAUGUGAGGGACUACCCUCAGGUCCCCGGCUGGGUGCAGCCGAUUCUGCCCGUCUUCUCGUUCAGCAAGACAGCAGAAUAUCAGGACAUCAUGUACCCGGCGUGGACGUUCUGGGAGGGCGGGCCUGCCGUGUGGCCCAUAUACCCCACGGGACUGGGGAGAUGGGAUCUGAUGAGGGAUGAACUGAAAAGGUCUGCAGCACAGUGGCCUUGGGAGAAGAAAGAGACCAGAGGAUUCUUCAGAGGCUCCAGAACCAGCCCCGAGCGCGACCCGCUUAUCCUUCUGUCCAGAGAAGCUCCCGACCUGGUGGAUGCAGAGUACACCAAGAACCAGGCCUGGAAGUCUGAGAAGGACACACUUGGUAGACCUCCAGCUAAAGAAAUCCCCCUGGUUGACCACUGUAAAUACAAAUAUUUAUUCAACUUCCGGGGCGUGGCGGCAAGCUUUCGCUUCAAACAUCUCUUCCUCUGUGGCUCGCUGGUCUUUCAUGUGGGCGACGAAUGGCUGGAGUUCUUCUACCCUCAGCUCAAGCCCUGGGUCCACUACAUCCCCGUUAAGCAGGACCUAUCUGAUGUCAGGGAGCUGCUCCAGUUUGUCAAAGAAAAUGAUGCCGUCGCACAGGAGAUCGCCUCCAGGGGUCAGGAAUUCAUCCUCAACCACCUUCAAAUGGAAGAUGUUUCCUGCUACUGGGAGAGACUGCUGACCGAGUUUAGCCAGCUCCUCACCUACAAACCUAAAAGAAAGAGCAACUACAAGCAGAUUGUCCAGAAGCCCGUAAAAACGGAGCUUUAACGCUGCAGGACCGGAGCAGCUAUUUUGAAGGAGAACUUAACAGUGAUGAAUGUAUUUUUUUUUGUUUUUUUACCAUUUGUUUUCCAAUUUUGAGAAGAAAAAAAAAAUCAGUUUUAAAACUUGUCCGGAUUUGUUUCAUAUAUUUUUUUUAGAUAGUUCUCCAUACCGCCACUAGAGGGCGUGUGCAUCCACACAGUAUACUGGUUCAUGAGGACAAUUUGGUGUCAAAAAUACUCCAUCCCCAAUGUUGUCUAAUGGUACAUCUGGAGAGAAAAGUAUUUAAAGGUCAGUUUUACAGUAAGAUUAGACAUGAACAAGGCCCGGAGAGGUGGAGAAAUGUGUAUUAGGUCGAAGGAAAGAUUUCUAGCUCACUGUAGAAUUUGAUCCCAACAAAAUGCAAACAUUUUUAGGAAAGUAUCUAGUUGCUUUUCCAACAGGUUUUUAGCACUUGAAGAAUGCCGUUUCCUCUUACGCAAAGUGCCAAGGGACAAUAAUAGUUUUCACGUAGACAUGUUUAAUGCUAGAGGUUUAACACAUCAUUUUUUGUGUGUGGAAUAAAGGUAACAGGGUUGGUGUUAAGAGGUGAUUGAUGACAUCACUAAAGCAGGAUUUUACUGAAUAUGUUGUAGUAUUCUUACAGUCCUGUCGGCUAGACUUGUGUUUUUGUUUUUUGUAGUUAAAAUUUGGAAAUUUCUUACA